AUGGGCAAUUAUGAUAAUAUAAAUAUCAAUGGUAGUAAGAAAGAUGAUAGAAGGUUUACGUCGAGUGUUAAGAAAAGUACCUCGUUAAAGAGUUCUUUAACAUGUCAUGAAAAGAAAACGAAAAGUUAUAAAUUGGACAAACAUAGCGAUGAAGAUAAGUGUAAAUUAAAUGAAAAAUAUGCAUCAUGCAAAAUAUCUAAUGAAAAGAAAAAGCUAUUGAAAAGUAUGAAAAAAGUAAGUACUAAGGGUUAUUGUAUGGACAAAUUUAAGACAGUGUCUAGAAAUGUAGAAUGUUAUAACAGAAUGAGUAAAAUCACUCACAAAGGUAAUAGUUCAAAAAGAGCUCAAACAGUAUCAAGAAAAAUCGCACGUAAUAGUAAUAACAACGCAAAUGGAAGUAAUAGUAACAGUAAUAGUAACAGCAACAGUAGUAAUAUAAGAAAAAUUAUAAAUUUAAGGAGAAAGGAAUUACCCUCGACCCUAAAUAGUAUUUGUAGUAGACCAGAUAACAGAAGAAAAAGCAUAUUAAAAAAAGAUAUACAUCAUUAUGUUGAAGAGAAUGUAAAGAAAAAGAAUAGCGAUCAUGAUAGGGUAAAAAAUGAAAAUAGCAACAGUAACGAACAAAUUAUUGGUAAGAUGAUCAUAAAUAAAGGAAGCAUUGAUUUAUUAUCUACAUAUAAUACAUAUAAUGGAAUAAGGAAGCAAGAAAAUAAGAAUAAAUGUUUACAUGAUGAACAUGCAUUGAAUUUGUUAGAAACCAAAACUAGUAUAACAACGAAGAACAGUAUUAAGAAUGAAGACAUACAAAUAAAACAAAAUAAAUUAGAGCAGAUUAACAAAAUAAAUUGCUAUGAACGUAACAUAAAUAACAGUGUAAAUCAUAAUUCUGUCAAACGCGUAAAGGAGAGAAGUAAUAGCGCGAAAAUGACUAUAUUACCAAAGUUUGAAUUAUCUAAUCCAUCUAGAGUAGCAACCCUAUCUCACAUUUCUAGUAGGGAUAUGCCAAGAGGUAACCAUUCAGAGGGAUACAGAAUUUAUGAAAAUCACGUUAAUGGAAUAGCCGAACGUAGAAAUGUUUCAAGUAAAAGAAAUUCAAUAACGGCAUAUAGGGAUGUUUCAUGUAGUAGCAAUGUGAAAGAGGAUAUGCCAAAUAGGCAUAGUGACGUUUUAACAAAUAAGUAUAUGUCAUAUUUGAAUAAGGAUUGCAUAAUAUUUUUAGAGAAAAAUAGAAAAAUGGUAAAUGAUAAUUAUAUUAAGGGAAAUUUUCAUAAUAUGCUAAAGUAUAUAAGUCAUCAUAAUGGUAAAUCUGACUUAGUGAGGAAAAAAGGAAUACACUCCAUUAUCGAAAAGGGAAAUGAAAAUAUGCAUAGAAAUUUAUUGUAUUCGAAACCUCCUGAUUCUAUUUAUGAAGAAGGGGAAGUAAAGUUUAAUUGUGUUAAAGCUACUACAGAUGAUUUUAAUAUGCAAAAAGGGUCAUAUAAAUAUAAUAAACAUUUUGACCAUUCUGAACAAGUUAAACCUUUUAAACAUUUAUUAUAUAACAGUACAUCCCCAAUAGAGAUGUUAAAUAAAGAAUUAAGAACAUAUAAAAAGUAUGACCAUACAGAUGUAGAUUCAAAAAAAAAUUACACUGCUAAGAAUUUUUUCAUUAAUACAAACUAUGACAAUUUUAAGAAAUAUUCUUCGUUACCCAAUUGUAGUGAUAAUGAGAUUAUUGCUAAUAGAUAUUACACAGAUAAUUUUUAUUCCAAAAUGUUAAAAAAUAAAAAUAAGGAUAAUUUGAAUGGAAACACAUAUUCAAAUUGUAGCAGAGAUUUUAGUAGGAGAAAAGUCAUAAAUGGGAAAAGCCAUUUAAAAAAUGGCAAUUAUUUAGAAAGUGUAAAUUAUGUAUCAUGUGAUAAAGACAUAAGUGACCCCAUAAAAGAAGAAGACAGUUUGAAUUUUUAUGAUAAUUCCAAUUAUAGGAUUAACUGGAAUAGUUUGAAGUGUCCUAACAGUUAUAAGAAUUAUUAUACUUAUAAUGAUUUGAGUCAGCAAGUUUUUAGAAAGAAUAUAUACCCAGACGCUAGAGAUGUAAACACAAAUGAGUUUUACAAAAGCUACAAUAAUGUGCUAGACAGAGGUAUAAAAAAUGGAAUUAUCGCAUCGAAAAUUUGUAAUGGGGAUGAUAUGAUGACUAUUAUGAACAAUAAAAGUGACAACACAAAUUACACCAAAAAUGAAAGUAUAAAUGAGUUUCAUCCAUUAGUAAGGAGCGAUAGGGAAAAUACACUUUUAAAAAAUUGUUAUGAGGAUCUGAACAAUUUAUCUACCUUUGUAAAGGAUAAUAAUUACUACUCUCAUAUAAACAUGAAUUGUUUCAGAACUUCUCCUUUACGUUCAAAUAAAUGUAAUAAAUACGAACAUGUACAUAUUUCCCCCAAUGUGACCAACUCUUCAAAAAUUGUAUUGCAACAAUAUGCUGAGGAUGGUAACUUAGUCGGGGUGAAGUUCCCCCAAAAUGAACGCGAAAUUGAUAAUAAUAAUAAUAACAAAAGCAACGAUGAUAAUAAUAAUAAUAAUAGCAAUAACAAUGAUAACAAUAAAUUAAAUAAAAGUAGCGUUCAUAUUUUUAAAAAAAUAUACAUAGAUCAUAAUCUGAGCAAUAUACAAAAUAGGAAUGAAUAUAAUGCAGACAGAAAGGAUAAUUCGGAGCGGAAUAUCUUAUCUUCCUAUGUACCUCUAAAUAUGGAACAUAAAAUAAGUAAAAUAGAUGAUGAAAGAUUUAUCAAGUAUGAUAAAAAUUAUAUACAUGAAAAAAACGACAAUAUUAUAAAUGAAAAGAGAAAUCAAACAAACGAUUAUCAAAAAAAAUAUACCAUAUCUAAUAAUUCCUCUACGGAUGAAUGUCAAAGCAGUACAGAAUUGAAAAAAUAUGCGUUUAAUGAAGCUACUUAUUUAAGUCAUGAAUGUGUCCUAGAAAAAGGAAAGAUAGAAAGCAACCCCCUUAGAAAUUAUCACACUAUUACUGAUAAAGUAGUACCUAAUGAAGAGGAAAAAUAUGAACAGUUAAGGAAAAAUAAGUUCAUCACAAAUGUGAACAUGUUAAAUAACCCCAUGUAUAUAAGGAAUUAUGUAAUAAAUAAUGCCUAUAAAUUUACUAAUGACAUAAAUAAUAAUUCUAAUAAUCAAGAUGAUAAUGUAAAUAUGUAUUUUCAUAACAGAAGAAUGGACAUGGUAGACCAUCAGAAUUAUACUAUCAAUAAUUUUCUUAUGAAAAAUGAGAGGGAAGAAAGUAAUAACAUCGUAAAUAUGAACACCAUUACCUUUCCACUGCAAAAAAAUAAUGAGAUCAUUAAUGAUACACUAAAUAAAAAUAUUAUGCUGAAAAAUAGUAUUAAUAAUAGUAGUAGUGAUAAAAUUCAAAGCAGCCUAGUGCCUAUUAAUAGUAAUAUAUUACACCCUUGCGAAGUAAACGGUAGUAUCAGUAAUACUUCUUUAAAUGAUAAGAAGAAGGACUUAGUAAAUAGUAAUGUAAUAAUCACGUCUAGUUCUAAUCUGAAAAUGAAAAGCAGUACCCUAGUAAAUGUUGGACAGAGUAAUAAGGCGCCAUGCAAAAAUGUAAACAGCGUAAAUGGAGUAAAUAGCAUGAAUAGCGUAAAUAACGAAAGCAAUGUGAUGGUGAACGACGAUUUACCAACUACGGACACUUCAUUAACUGGUAAAAGAAUGAAUGUUAGCAUUGCUCAUCAUCUAAAUAAUUACACGAAUAAAAAUAUAUCUUGUACCAGUAAGAACGAUACUUGUACAAAGGUACAAAACAAAGGAAGAGAAAAUAUAAGCAUAGGAACAAAUAACAACAUUUUCCCCAAAACAGUAGUACUCCAUUUAAAUAGUGCAAAAAGUAAGGACGACAAAAAAAAAGGGCUAGGUACGUGCAAAUCGAUUUGCAAUAGUGAUAUAUAUAACUAUUUAAGGAAUACGCAUACUAAAACGCUAACAAAUUUUCAUCGCACUGUGUCGUAUAGAAAACAAAGCUCAAAAAUGAACGUGUCAGACAGGGCUAUUCCAGAAAUUAAAUUAAAAAAUGGGGGUCCAUUAGAAAGUGCAACUACAGCCAUAACUACAACUGAAAAUGAAGUAGAUACAAAGAAGAUUGUAAAAAAGGCGGUGGUUAUCGGAUGUAACUAUUUGAAUGAUGUGGGAGGUAACAGACUUUACGGAUCAGUAAAUGAUGCUUAUAUUUUUUGUAGAGCUUUAGUUAAAUAUUUUGAUUUCAUGCCUGAUAAUAUUUUGCUACUAACUGACAGCUUACCGUCAAACGCAUAUAUUUACGAGGAUUUUGAUAUAGAUAGAAAAAAGUAUAUAAAAGAAGAAUAUAUUUAUGCAAAUGAUGAGAAAAAAGUCGAAAAAAAUAAUUUUUUUAAUUUAUUUAAUAAAAGUAGUACAUAUGAUAAAGAAAAAAUAAAUACAAAAAUGAUAGAUAGCAAUUCAUGCAGAAAUGUAGAUAUUAAAAAUGUAGAUUUUUCAUCAGAAAAUAUUAGUUUUAAUUUAUGGCCAACCAGAAUAAAUAUAUUAAAAGCAGUAAACUGGCUAGUUCGAGAUUCAGCUCCUUUUGGUUCAUAUGUUUUUUAUUUUGCAGGGAAAAGUGUUCAGGUCGAUAACAUGAGUGGAUGGGAGGGUGAAGGAUAUGAUGAAGCAUUUCUUUGUUCUGACCCUUUUAGUAGAAAUUAUGCACAUAAUGUAAUAACAACUGUUCAGUUAAAAGAUUUAUUAUUAAGUAUAAAUAUAAGUGCACAGAUGACUAUUAUUUUGGAUUGUUCAGGUGGACAAACAAUUUUGGAUCCAGCAGGAACUGAAAAUUCUUUGUCAUAUAUAAAAGGAUGUAAGCAAAAGGGUAUAUGGCCAAUUGCUAAUCCUACGAAUAAAGUACAUAAGGCUGUUUAUGAUAUAACAAUUUUGAAUCAUAUUAGUAUGAAAAAAUAUUUUUGUAAAUCAAGAUAUUCUAAAUUAAUUGAAGUGGAAUCUACAUCUGCUAUGAUUGAUCCUUUGUUGCAGUCUAUCUCAUCUUUACCAGUUGCACCAAAGGCAUAUUGCUUAUGUGCGGCUACAUGGGAACAGACAUCUAUAGAAGGGUUAUUUCCAACUGUAGAAUUUGCUAGAGUGACACAAAUAAAGCCAAUGAUAGACCUCGAACAAGUAGGAAAGAAUAAAAAAAUCAACGAAAAAAAGCUUGGAAACAAAUGUGAAGUCGGGAAAAAUAAGCACAAAAAGAUACUAUCAAAUGUGCACAAGUUAGGAACUGAAAAAAAAAGCAUUUAUGAGAAAAAUUUUAGUUUCUCCCUAAAUGUGAUGAAAUUAUUUUUUAACAAUAGUACUAGCGGCAUUAAUAACAAUAGCACUAACUACAAUAAAGAUUAUGAUAAGAUGCGUAAGGAUGAAGAAGAAAAUGCGGAAGAAAAAAAAAUCAAGCAUUCCAGUUUACAUUAUGAUAACGACAACAAUGUUAAGCAUGCAGUUUCUAAUGAAAGUGACGACAGUGAUUACUCUGUUAAUACAACUAGCAAUGAAGAGAUUUUUAAUAAUUGUAAAGGAAAAGAUAAUUAUGUGCUUGUUAGUCACGGGGUAUUUACUUACUGUUUAAUUGAAGCUAUUAUCGAAUUUAAAGAAAUAGAAUUAAAAAAUAAUAUUUUUGAACAGAGAAACGCAAAAUUUUUACCAAUGACUUUAAAAAAUUUAAUAAAUGUCAUACAAAAAAAAAUUCAAAAUGUAAAAAAUAAUAAACUAAAAAAAUUAGAUCAAAAACCAGAAUUUACUAUACACCCAGGUGCAAAUGCGAGUACCAAUAAUUAUUUUGUUCAUUAUUCUAAGAAUAUACAUUUUCAAAAUUAUAAAUGUGAUUUUAUGCAUUCAGAUUUAUCCCCUUUUUUAAAUGUUAAUAAGGCUUGGGAAGAAAUUAAUAAAAAUACACUUAAAAAUAGAAAAUCCUUAUCUGUGACAUCUACAUUAAUUAAUACAGCUUCGUCCAAAUAUUUUACAGCAGAAAGCAAUAAAAUUAAAAAUUCGUAUUCCUUAAGAUGUUAA
Molecule: messenger RNA, 6063 nt
Organism: Plasmodium malariae
Lineage: Eukaryota; Apicomplexa; Aconoidasida; Haemosporida; Plasmodiidae
Gene: MCA3
Product: metacaspase-like protein
Exons: 1
Coding region: 1-6063 (2020 amino acids)
Source: RefSeq, a predicted model, not a curated record